AUGCUUCCAGUACGGUCUUGGUCUGCAGCUCCCCUGCUCCUGAGCAGCUUGCAUGUCUUGGGGGUGGAUGCCAUUGAACCUGUCACCGCGGUGGGAUCCAAGUUCUUUCACGAAGACGGGACCCAAUACUUUCUGAAAGGCAUCGCCUACCAACUCAUCCCCGACGAUCCUCUCAUCGACACGGAUCAAUGCACGCGAGACAUCGCGCGCAUGGCCGAAUUGGGCACCAACGCUAUCCGAGUCUAUCAUGUGGAUCCCGACGCCGACCACGACGGCUGCAUGACCGCGCUUGCAGAUGCAGGUAUCUACCUGUUCGUUGACCUGGACACAUUCGAUACUGCUAUCCGAACUGACGACCCACAAUGGACCCGGGAGCAGUUCGACCGCUACACGGCCGUGCUGGAUGAAUUCCAGCAGUACAAUAACACUGCCGGCGUCUUUGUUGGCAACGAAGUCAUCACCGCACCGGACAACUCGGCUGCCGCGCCCUACGUGCUAGCCGCGGCGCGCGAUAUCAAAUCCUACCGCAAUGAAAAGGACUACCGCCAGAUUCCCGUGGGCUAUGCCGCGGCCGAUAUCGCUGAGCUACGUCCCAUGGUGCAGAACUACAUGGCCUGUCGUCCCGACGCCGCCGAGCGCCUGGACUUCUUCUCCCUGAACGCCUACGAGUGGUGCGGCGACACCACCUACGAGGAAUCCGGCUACGAAAACCUGCAGAACCAGGCGGCCGACUACCCCAUCCCCAUCUUCUUCUCCGAGACCGGCUGCAACGUCGCCCGCCCGCGCACCUUUGGCGACCAGCACGCCAUCUUCAACGAACCCAUGUCCAACACCUGGUCCGGCUCGAUCGUCUACGAAUGGAUCCAGGAGACAAACGACUACGGCCUCAUCGACUACGGCGAGCCCGUCGAUCCCGCCGCCACUGCCGGUCCUGAGAACCGCAUCGCCCAGGACGGCUUCAUCCGCGAAGGCUCUCCCAACCCCAUCGCGCCGGAUUUCGACAACCUCAAAUCUCAAUGGGCCACGCUGCACCCUACCGGCGUCGCCCUCCGCGACUACAUCCAAUCCACCGCCACCAUCGCCCCCGCCGAAUGUCCCGCCUCCACGGCCGGGGGCUGGGCCGUCGACCCUAACGCCCCGCUCCCUACCCUCCAGGAGACCUUCCACACCGCGGUGCCGACCAUCCCGUCCGGUACGAGAUCGGCCCCGUCGCGAUCCGGCUCCGUCACCAUCUCUUCCGGUGUAGGCUCUUCUCCGACAGCUGCGCGGUCGUCGUCCGCCUCCCCCCUCUCUGCUACCUCAUACAACUACACGCUUAGUAACGCUGGCAGCGCCAUCCCUGUGCCUGGGGCUCAGGGCUUCAGGUUAAGUCGGCUUGCGGAUGGCUUCGCCUUGCUGAGUGCGUUGAUCGGGGGUCUGGCAGUUUGGUUGUGA
Aspergillus melleus is the source of this 1434-nucleotide messenger RNA. RefSeq names its product putative 1,3-beta-glucanosyltransferase (gene gel6). The coding region runs from base 1 to 1434 and encodes 477 amino acids. Lineage: Eukaryota; Fungi; Ascomycota; Eurotiomycetes; Eurotiales; Aspergillaceae. Gene Ontology annotation, biological process: fungal-type cell wall (1->3)-beta-D-glucan biosynthetic process. Gene Ontology annotation, molecular function: 1,3-beta-glucanosyltransferase activity. The transcript is spliced from 3 exons. The record is from RefSeq and is a predicted model, not a curated record. Gene Ontology annotation, cellular component: fungal-type cell wall; cytoplasm.